Molecule: messenger RNA, 8072 nt
Organism: Notolabrus celidotus (New Zealand spotty)
Lineage: Eukaryota; Metazoa; Chordata; Actinopteri; Labriformes; Labridae
Molecular function (GO): protein binding
Source: RefSeq, a predicted model, not a curated record
UUAGGCGCAUGCGCAGGGUGGAAGUAGAGUGGACAGAAGUCUUCAAGCGAGCUACACGGAAUACCCGGACAACAUUACUUACCCCUUUACAAAUACCUACAACGUUAAAAAAAAACUCUAAGACUGACACACACGGGUCUCUUCAGUAAACUGGAUUAUUUUUGAGUCUUAUAAAGUAGCUGUCAACUUGCAUACCUAGCUUGUUAGCUGGAUGGCUAGUGAGAAUGAACUGUUAUGCAUUGUCGGACAAUCAGCUAGUGUACUCCGGCUAACGCUCCCCUAGCCAUCUUGCUGUCACUGACGUGACUCCGUGAGCUGACGACAUGAUAUGUCUGCAUAACUUUUUAUCUGCUGGAUGUUUAAUUUCCACAAAGAAAACACAAUGGACAGCGAACGCAGCAACUGCAGGCCCCGGAUUGGAGACAAUAGCAAGCUAACCUAGCUAGCAGACUGUAGUGGCUGCUCAGCUUGUCUGGUGCGUGUCUGGAGCCCCUCUGACAACAUCUAGAUUUGUCUGCCAUCAGAACUAUGUUUGGAGUGUUCACAACAUCAACGCUCACCAUAAGGGAGACCUGUUACCCAUUUGAGGUGCCUAGACCAGGUAUCGGAAGGAUAUGUCAGAACCAAAUACGGCAACAUGUAGCCUACCUUUGUUUCAUAACCAACACCAAACGGUUGCAUACCAAGACCCAGCAUCUCAGCAGCCAAGCUCUGACAUCAUGUCUUCACAAUCCAAAUGGAUGAACAACAACAUUGAAGAUACUGGUCUUGUCAUAUCUGAGGAAGGGCUCAGUAAUGACUGUGAAGUUGAGACAAUGGUAGUAUUACGCUGUCAUGAUGAUAGUGGGGAUGUUACCGUUGAGGCUGACCCUGCACUUAGCAAUGAUGGCAUGUCAGAGUUUUCCAAUAGUGACCUCUCUCUGCCAGGUUGCAUUUCUACCAACAGCAAUAGUUUUGAAGACGACAUGAACUACGAGGUCCAGCAAGCAUAUAGAAUAUUCACUGGCUUUCUCUUGGACAAGCACAAAAGCAUCACCACCCCAUUUCUCCAUCCCAUUGGCCACCAGGAGGCCCAGCAUGGCAUUGGAGGGGUGGGCUGGGGUCAGGCCCAGCUCAAGCAGUCAAUGUGCUUGCGGAAUGAGGAGAAGUUUAUAAACCAAGAGUAUGACACCAUAACAGAGUUUGUUGCAGACUUCACUAUGUUGGAAAACUGUUAUCGCUACCAUGGGGUGGACCACUGGAUCUCCAAACAGGCUCAGAAGCUGGAAAUCACUGAGCAGAAGCUUACGUUGCUCUCCAGGACGCUGCGAGAGAAGACCACCUUGGCAGUGACUUCCAAGGAGCGUUUUGGGGGCAAGAAGAAAAGAAGAUCAGGAGGGACUAUCCACAAGAAGGAGACUGCCCCUCGUAGUCUGGCUACUAUUACUGUAGGUGGGCAUGAGUCUCUCAUGGUCCAGGCGCUCAAGGCUAGAAGAGCAACACAGAGUCAAAGGAGGAUGAAUAGGCAACGUGAACUUGAGAAGAAAGAAGCAGAGGAAAUGUCAGCCAAAGGUGAGGAGUGGGAGCAGAAUUUACUGUCACAAGCGUCUCUCCCACUGUGGAACACACUUUGGGAAUCCCUGCUACGGGCACUUCCUCUGCUUGCUCAGACUGCCUUAACCUCCAGAGAUUGUAUUUUCGAGCUUGAGCGUUGUUUGUUGAUGCCUCGUUGCAGCCUCCUCCUGUCCAAAAUCAUGUCUUCCCUACUGUCUCCAACCCAGCGAAUGACCCUGCACCGACGGCCUGCUCUGCCUUACCGUCGCUGGGAAUCAGAGCUCAGGCAGCGGGUGAUGGGCUGGUAUCGAGCUGUCGGUGCCGCUCGGUAUCAGACAGGUCGGACAGAGCAGCUGGGUCUCUGCCACCAGUUUUUCAGGCUUAGGGAAGUGAAUCCUUUAACAGAGAAACCCUUUCACUUGCUGCCCUUCUACCAGCGAGUAUGGCUUCUGAAGGGGCUGUGUGAUCAUGUGUGAACACAGAAGGAUGUGCAGGAUGCUCUGUUAUCCCAGCCCAUUCAUGAAUGUAGGGAGUCUAUUUUGGGCUAUGACAGUAGGGAGAAUGCCUAUAUACAUUUUCCACAUUUCUGUGGAGCAGACCUGAGGAUCUACCGCCAAAGCCCCAGCACACCCCCGGCAUUCCCUUUCACUUCUUCAUGGGUCAGAAGAGUUGAAAUGGAGCCAGUGACAGAGGGUGAAGAGUCAGAUAGCAUGAAAGAUGAAGAGCUUACAAAUGAGAAGGGGUGUUAUGUGGAUAAAAUGGACACUGGAGAGUAUGGUGGUUUUGGAAAUGGGAAAGCAGAAUCACAAAUGAGUUUCUCAGGGGAAAAUGGGGAAGAUGAGGAAGAUGAAAAACGGUUUAAAUCUUGGUCACCAAAGGAGGAGGUUUCUGAAUCAGUGUCCUCUGAUGAAGACUCAUGUGAAGAUCCUAAGUUGGAUUUAAACACUAACUCCUUAUCCCUUUCGCAUGCAAGUCCCAUUGGAGGAAGUGGUUUGAAAAUGAAUUUAAAAGAAGAGACUGUAGAGAUGGAGCAUCAAUCCAAGAGACUCAAAUUACGACAUGAGCAGUGCUUCACAUUGGGCUCAAUGCGCACCAUUAAAGCAGAGACAAAAGAGCCCUGUCUGAGUGUUGGUGAGCACUGUUACAUGGGCAGAUCACCUGCUCGAUCAGUGAAUGUGGCCUUUACUAACAAACCAGCAGGGCUCAAAGGAGGAAGAAGUCUCACUCAGGGACACCAAAGAUCUUCCUGUUUGGGAUAUUGUAGACGUGAAACAAGUGAUCUCAAUUCGGAGGAUUAUGACUGCUCUUGUGGCACAUCAAGUCUAGCAACACAGUUGUCAUCUGAGAGUGCUCAAGACUCAAGUGAAGAGAAGUUGAAUGACAAAAUCUGGAAUAAGAAAAAAAAGCGGAAGAAAAAGCGAGGAAGGGAACAGCUGCCGAGGGUGAAAGGAGAGCACAAGCAGCUGCAGCACGUGGACAGGAUGAGGCUGCCCCCAGUUGAGACUGCCAAGUCUGCACUGCGGCGUGUUGCAACAACGAUCAAAAGAAAGGAGAAGAAGAAGAAACAUAAAACAGGGAGGAAGAAAACUGAAGAUGAACCUUCAGCUGAACCAUCAUUUAAGCUGGUAUGCACUAGUCUUGAGGAGUUGCGAGACUUAAUCAGUAAGACAGAAGAUGAGCUUGAUGACCGGAGCACCAAAAAGAGACUGGGUCGGUGGUAUUAUAGGAGAGAGGCAGUGAAAGACCUCCACAGCACUCUAAUCAGACUGCUAAAUGAACUAUCUCCCUGGGAACCCAAACUUGUGAAGGCCCACCAAAGGAACAGGCUUCGUUUAAAGAAGGAAUUUGAUGACUUCAAGAAUCACCCAGAGUACAACAACUUGUGCGUGAGAUGUAUUUCUACAUCAUCAUCAUCUGAUGAUGACGAUGACAGGAGUUAUGGGAAGGAGACGUGUUUACUCUCAGAUCACUAUAGAAGAUCAGAAGAGGAAGACCUGGAGCAUGUGGUGCCUAGAGGUCUUUGGAGUGGAGCAAGCACCAGGGAGUUUUUGGCUCAGUCUUCCGAAGAAAGAACAGUGACCCACCUGACUCCAAAUCAUCUGAAACACCCUCUGGACACAACUGAGAAAGGCAUCAAUCUGCUGCCAAGAGUUCGGACUGGCAUUAUUAACAGCACAUCUACCCAUGACACUGGGCCAACAUUUAGAUCUGAACUUCCCCCAUCAAAUCAAUCAGGGGAUUCAAACUCAUCACGGGAAGCAAGGCUGCCAACCCAGGCCUCACUGUCUCAGACCCCCAUCCUCCAUCCCACCGCUGGACUACCUAAGGGCUACACGCCCAUCCCCACCCUGCUGGCUAAGAGUGUGGGAAACAAAGUGACCUUAAUGAAACGGCCUGCUGAUUGUACAGUCAACAACAUGGACAGACAGAGAAAAGAGUUAUUGAUGUCCCUGCCUACCUCUACGGUUACAACCACAACAUUUACAAAAGCACAAAGCUCUCCGGCCAGUUCUCCACAGAACCCAAAACAAACGCAGGCACCAAGACCACAGCAGACAGAAGUAGUAACCACAGGGAUCACCAUUUUGACGGCAGCUCUUCCUAAAUCAUCCCAGGCCAAAACAACCCAAACUGUACCAAAAAUUCCAUCCCAAGUGAUUUACAAGGUACCUGAGAGGCUAGGUCACAUUGUACAGAAAGACAGCAGCAGCCCAGUCAAGAUCUCUGUUCAUCCCGUCAUGGACCAGAACACUGGGGAAAAGAUCAUGCAGCAAGUGGUGAUUCUACCUUCUAACCUUCUCAUUAGAAACACAGAAGAAGUGUCUUCUUUAGAUCAACAACAGUGUAAGGGCAUUCAGAUCCCAGUUUCUAAAGUGGCCGGUCCCCUAUGUAUGUCCACAAACGUGCCUGGGUUCACCAUUCCUGAAAACAAAGUCCCUAUUCAGCAAGUGGCUCCCCUAAGAGGUGCCAAGACAUUGAGGACACCAUCUCCUUCUGCUUGCCCUCAUCUGCUACAAGGGGCCACAAAUACAGCUGGGUCCAAGCUCACACAAGUCUGCAGUUCUCGUGGUAGCACAACACAAGAUAUCCCGCCAAAGCCCUCAACCAACAUAACUCCUUCUAGUGCAGGUUCCACUGAGCCUAUUAAAUCGACAGUACCUAAACAGGAGCUGAGGACUGUGUGUAUCCGUGACUCUCAGUCCAUUUUGGUAACAACUAGAGGAGGUAACACAGGCAUUGUCAAAGUCCAGACAUCCUCGGACAAGAAUGCACUUGGUUCUUCCCCCUCCACUCCAGUCAUCACCAUCUCUCCUCAGUUUAAAGCCUUUCUUGUAUCCAAGACAUCACAGACCUCCUCUCAGACUCCCUCUUGCACCAUCCCAGCAGUAACAGGUAUCUCUUUGGGGCAGCCUCAGACGCAAGUUCCUUCAGUAUUAAAGUCCCCUUGCAGUGUCACAACUCCCAUGCUCACUGCCAUAACUGGUAGCCUUCCUGUCACAGCUACAAAAUGCCAGUCUUCAGGCACUACUGUUGCUCCAAUUCAAGGCUCCAUCACCUCAGUUGGAUCUACAGUUGCAACAAAGAUUAGCCAGCAGGUGGCUGCUGCUGAUUCUCAUUUUCAAGCCUCAUUAGUAAAAAACACUGUUGUUGUCCCAUCACUGAGUAGUUCUGGUAUCCCCAGCAAGACUGCUGUAAAACAGCAAAGUAUGGAUGACAGAUCCCAAGUUACUAAGUUCAUCUUGGUUAGUCCCUCUUGUUCUUCUGCAUCAAAUGUGGCAUCAUCUAAAAGUACACUCUCUUCUGCAAAACCAGUUCCUAAUUCAAGAGUCAUGUUCAUCAGCCAGCCCAGUAACAUCUCAUUGCCUCUGUGGGAAGUGACCAAAAGCAAACAAGCAGUAGGGGCUAGUGGACACUUGCUGACCAAUUCUUUAUCAGGUCAUACUUUAAAAGUGGGAUUAAGUCCUGGACAGCCUGUUGGUGGGGCCAAGAACAUCACUCUGCCUUCAGGGGUUCAAAUUCAGUUGACAGGGAAGACAACAACCAUUGGACAGACAAUUGGUGCACUGUCACGGUCACCCUCAAAGAGCAUACCAGUGUCUGCCUCAAUUCCAAGCUGUUCAACAACCACUACAGCUGGACUUGUUCCCUUCAUAACUUCAAACACCCUCCCAAGCUGUUCUGCCCAGCUUGCUUCUUACACUUCUCUGACCACCAGCUCAAAACUCCAGGGUAUUCCAUCCUUCUCUGGUAUAUCCCAGUCAAGCUCUUCCACAUCGUCAUCAACUGCUGCAACACCGCCUGCAGGAAAUGUAUUCAAGAAAGACAUUGGUUUGCAUCCAAGUGUACUGUCCAGCAACACUCCUGCUCAGGUAAGCACUACUGUGCAGAGCAGCCCAGCCCAAACCUCCAGUGUCAUCUGUCAGCCCUUUAAAGCAACAGGUGGUAUUGGUAAGGAAUCACUCUCAUCUUCCUGUGAACACGCUCUCAAUAAAAUCCAAGGUACCAAUGCCUUGGCAACAUCCAAUACACCAGUCCCCACCUCUGCUACCGGCACAAUCCAGCAGAGAAUAGUCAUCAACACGUCUACACCCCUUGCUGCAGGAACACAGAUCCUCCUCAACAAUGCACGGUUUGUAGUCCCUCCCCAGGGUUUGGGUCCAGGCAGCCACGUCCUCAUCAUCUCUAGCCCAUCACCGCAACAAGUGCCUACUGGUAGUGCUACCAGCACUGCUUCACCAGUACCUCCCCAAGGGGUGAACCAUGUCACUCUUGCCCCUCAAAUGCCAGUUUUACCACAAUCCCCAGCUAGGCAACCAGGUGUGCCAGCUGUAAGUUCUCCGUUUGUAGCAUCCACACCUGCUGGUGGUUCAUCAGUGCCAGCAAAAGCUCCCAAUGUCAUCCCCGUCCGACCAAAAGGCCUUGGCUCAGCAUUACCCAGUAACACAAAUGUAGUGUCUGCUUUGCCGAGGUUCCCAGUGCAAGCUGAAUGUUCACCAACCAUUGCGCCUACAGUAGCACCCACCUUGUCCAGAUUGUCAGCACCUCUAUCAUCCUUCCCUCUUUUACCCAGCCCUUCAGCUGUUCCCCUGCCUAGCCCACUCAUAACAGUACCUGCAACCCUCUCGUCAGCUGCAGGUACACCAGCUUUGCACACUUCUGUUCCUGCCCAGCAGAUGGUUUCAGUGUCCAGCCCAGGCAUACAGCCCUGCCACAGGGCAGUUGGAAUAUCAGCACACUCCACUGCUCUGACGCAGGCUUUGGUGCAUACAGGGCUGGGAAACACACCUACCAGAAAAACGGUUCCUGCAGGAAUGCAACCAGUGCUCGCUGGCGUUCGAACACAAGUUUUGCCAACAGUGACUGUCCCACCCAUUGUAAGUGCAGUGUCAAGGAUGCAGACACUGCCCAUUGCUACAGUUCCACCAACUGGAAGCACUGCCAACACCUGUGAGAUACCUGUUGUGACCUCACCUUUACCAAGCAGCACUGUAAUAAUCAGUCCAGCUCAAACAACCUCUACACUGAAGACAAACAACAGCAUCCACCCACCUGUAGGACUGACCAAUCAAGCACUUGGAAAGGACUGUCUGCUGACCUCAUCCUUAGGUAUGCGAACUAGUGUUUCAUCAAAGCUACUUAUUAGUCCUGAUGGCGCUGUUUGGAGCGCAGUUCAGGGGCAGGUCAAUACAGCAGAGCUGACCACCUGCCCAAAACCACUGAAUGCACCGAUGGUUUCACCCAACAGUUCAACUGGAGCAGUACACACACAUGAUUCCUCUUCACAAGCUACACAGGCAGACAGAAAGUGUACCAAUUAACUAAGACUGUGCCAGGUAUGUGAAGACUUGGACACCUCUUUUCCACUGUUUAGUCUUGGCAGGCAUAACCAUUGCUUGUAGCAAUCCUUGGGGUAUUUUAAGAACUGCCUUCCUGCUGUAGUUUGAUUUGUAACUUGCAUUUAGAAUAAAGUUGGUCAUCCCCUGGUUAUAUCAUCAGUUAGGUAAACUGUUUGCUCAAUCAGACAUACUCUGAUGUUUUUUCCCAGUAAAAACUGUUGAGGUUGCUCUCGAAUGAAUGUUACACUCUUGACUUUCCUUUUUAUACUUAAUGGCCAGUAAUGACAGCUGUCGUAAAAAUCAGUAGAACAGGAUUAGUGAUAUAACACUUUAAAUUCAAGCUUUUGUAAUACUUUUCAAUACCAGUAGAUACUGCUUCAAGAAAUAAAAUUUGGAUACUUUACAUCAGUAUAACUCGCUUUGCUUUAUCCGUCAGUUUGAACAACUGUCUGUAUUCAAAGUCUGUCACAUGGUCCUUUGUUCAACCAGUAACUGUUUGAAAACUACAAUUUACUUUUUGGAAGUAUAAAUAAACCGAUAGAGGAAUUUGUACUACAUGUUUGAGCCCAUAUAAGAUGUUUUGAAGUCACAUUUAUUUAUUUUUACCAUAUAGAUUUUUCAAAAGUAUUUACUAGGUACAUUUUCUUGGAACAAAUGUGGACAUAACUGCAUGGAAAUAAACAAUGCGACUGUCCUCAACAA